GGACUCCCUGGAAGGAUGAGGUCCUCUGUGAUGCCUUUGGGGCCCACUGUGAGCCGGGACCGCAUCAUCACCAGCUUCCCUAAGUGGUACACUCCCGCUGCCUGCCUGCAGCUCCGGGAGCACUUUCACGGGCAGGUCAGCGCCGCCUGCCAGCACAGGAAUACGGGGACCGUCGGGCUCAAACUCUCCAAGGUGGUUGUGGUCGGCGACCUCUACGUGGGCAAGACCAGCCUCAUCCACAGGUUCUGCAAGAAUGUUUUCGACCGUGACUACAAGGCCACCAUCGGGGUGGACUUUGAGAUGGAGCGCUUUGAGGUCGCCGGGAUCCCCUUCAGCCUCCAGAUCUGGGACACAGCAGGACAGGAGAAGUUCAAGUGCAUCGCGUCUGCCUACUACCGGGGUGCCCAGGUGAUCAUCACGGCCUUUGACCUCACUGACAUGCAGACCCUGGAGCACACCAGGCAAUGGCUGGAGGACGCGCUGAGGGAGAAUGAACCAGGCACCUGCUUCCUGUUCCUCGUGGGGACCAAGAAGGACCUUCUGUCAGGGGCCGCGUGCGAGCAGGCGGAGGUGGAGGCCGUGCGCCUGGCCAACGAGAUGCAGGCCGAGUACUGGUCCGUGUCGGCCAAGACCGGGGAGAACGUGAAGGCGUUUUUCAGCCGUGUGGCCGCCCUGGCCUUCGAGCACUCGGUGCUGCAGGACCUGGAGCGGAGGAGCAGUGCCCGGCCGCAGGUCGGCGACGGGGACAUCAUCCGGAUGGAGGAACAUCUACCCGAGACCCAGGACAGCAAGAGGCCCUCCAGCCCAGGUUGCUGUUAGCUGAGCCUGCGUCAGAGGCCUCCACUGCCUGCAUGCGUGUGGGCAGUGCCUCCCGUGACCUGGAGGGUGACAUGGAACACCCACCGUGCUGAGCCCCAGGGCUCCGCCUCUUCUCUUUAGCGGGUCGGGAGCCAGGGAAGGCCCCCAGUGGCUGCCCAGGGCCCCAUGCUGCCCAGCUGGUGUGGGCACUGAGGCUGUCAUCUGGAAGGCCAGUUGCACUUACAGAGUCACCCGACAGCCCCCCAGCCCCGGGAGGCUCAGGACCACAGGCACAGACACGUGCCCCCAGGCCCACGGCGCUCGCCCUGGGCACAGUCAGCAUCCCCUCGGGCCUCUUCCCCACUUUCCUGGGUCGGCCUCGGAAUCCUCCUCAUCUCGGUGGUCCAGGCAAGCGGGACUUGCUGAAGUCAAGGCUCCCUGUCUGCUGCAACCCGGAUCGGGCGGGAGCACCCAGGCCUCCCCUCCCCAGCUCCCUCCCAGGGCGCCCAACCCUCUCCAUGCCUUCAUGUUGCUCCUCCUCAGGGGCUACUGAGCCCCCACCCACCCCACUCUCCCCAGCCCUGGGUGUGUGCCUCCCAAUCCUGCCCUCCAUGGCCAUAGGCAGGUGGCACGUCUGGCUCCCGCCUGUUUCUCGUAGAUGGUGAGCAUUUCUCGGGCAGCCAGGUGGUUAGCCACCGGGAGACUCGGCAGCUUCUGUUCAUUCCCCCUUCACCACAUUUUCAGCUCUCCUUUUUUAUAGAUAGGAGAUACUUCUUUAUAUAAAUCGCUCCUAAAGGAAUGGCGUAUGUGCUUAUUGUGAAACGAGACAGCACAGAGCUCUGC
This is a messenger RNA of Physeter macrocephalus (sperm whale), 1641 nucleotides long. RefSeq names its product RAB36, member RAS oncogene family (gene RAB36). Gene Ontology annotation, biological process: vesicle-mediated transport. The coding region runs from base 16 to 819 and encodes 267 amino acids. The record is from RefSeq and is a predicted model, not a curated record. Gene Ontology annotation, molecular function: GTPase activity; GTP binding. The transcript is spliced from 10 exons. Lineage: Eukaryota; Metazoa; Chordata; Mammalia; Artiodactyla; Physeteridae.